AUGGCUGCCCAACCAACGAUUAGUAGGUUUUUUAAGCCAGUAAGCAAGUCUAGGGAUAUUCAGAAGCCCUCAAGGUUGGACAAGACGGAUGAGAGCAACGAUGGAAGCGUAGAGACGAUUGAGAUAGAUGCCUCACCAAAAAUGGGGUCUUCGGAAGUGACUCCAUUUGAAUCAGAGGCCGACACUGAAGUGAUGCCCAUAGGUAAGAGGUUUGCAGAGACUUGCGAAUGGUCGGGAAUGAGUGAUGGCAAGAGAAGGAAGUCGAAUCUUAUUAAUGACAGUGGGAUCAAAAUGGCUAAGAAGAGAAUAACCUCAGACAAAUUAACUCCUUUGGACCAGCAAGUGAAGGACCUAAAGGAAGCCAACAUGGAUAAACUCUUGGUUGUUAGAGUGGGCUACAAAUACAAAUGUUUCGCGCAGGAUGCUAUUAUUGCCAGUCAAGUGCUACAGAUCAAACUUAUAGCGGGUAAAUUGACAUUCGAUGGGUCGAGUAGUCAAGAUUUUGAUCACAAGCAAUUUGCAUACUGCUCUUUCCCCGAAAAUCGUCUUCAUGUGCAUCUCGAGAGGCUAGUUCGUCGAGAUCUUAAAGUUGGGGUAGUGGAACAAUCAGAGACAAGUGCCAUAAAGAAAUACUCUAAGGAUGCCAACAAGAGUGGCGUGUUUGUGCGUGAGGUAACCAAUACAUUUACAAAAGCAACUUACGGGAUCAACAAUACUUUCUCGUCAGAUUCUAGACGCAUACUCGGAGACACUUGCAGCAUUUGGAGUCUACUUUUGAAGAAAGUCAACAACAAAUAUCGUUUCAGGCUGCUGUCAGUUUCGUUGAAUAGUGGAGAAAUUAUACACGACGACUUCGAAGACUCUGAAUAUAGUACAGAAAAGCUUGAAAUACGAGCAAGAUACUUGGAACCAAAGGAGCUUGUUAUCGGUGAGAAUUUACCGUUGCAUCUAGAGCGCCUCUUUAACCAGCGGGACUGCAUUAUUCACAAGGCGGAAAUUACGAGAGAACCACAACCGCAAACCCACGAUACCUUGAAAAAGGCAGGUGUCUCACCAGAGUAUGCUGAUGCCUUCGAGCUUUUAUUCAAUUAUUUGAAAGAUUAUGGGAACGAGCAAAUCUUACUCAUUUACUCUGCGUAUCAGCCUUUUGCUUCAAAAGCCUACAUGCUGCUCAAUUCCAAUACUUUAGAAAGUCUCGAUAUUUUUACAAAUGAUGGUGGCAAAGGCUCUCUCUUCUGGCUGCUUGAUCACACAAGAACAUCGUUUGGUUCAAGGAUUUUGAAGGAAUGGGUGCUUCGACCGCUAUUAAAUCAAUCUGAAAUCGAAGAACGACUCGAUGCAGUUGAAUGCAUUAAAAAGGAAAUCAAUAACGUGUUUUUCGAAGCUCUCAAUCAAAUGCUUAAGAAUACCACAGACCUUCUCCGCACUCUUAAUCGUAUAGCAUAUGGUAACACGUCCAGGAAAGAAGUGUAUGCCUUUUUGAAACAGAUAAAUCAACUGGAACAUCAUUUUGAAAUUCAUUCAAAAUAUUUGAGUCAGCAGGUUGUUGCCCAGAGUGGACAAAUCAAACAGAACUCUAGCCUGCUAACCAGAAUUUUAAGCGAAAUGAUGACCUUGUCACAAAAAUCAAAAGUAUCCUUACUCUUUUCCAUGAUCAAUGUUUCUGCUGUGAUGGAAAAGGACUCAGAGAAGCAAAUUACUGAGUUUUUUAACUUGAACAAUUAUGAUCAUCCUGAUUCAAUAAUUCAAAGACUUCGUGAAAUUGACAGCGUUCAGGAUGAACUCACCGAGGAGCUCAAUUGCAUACGCAAAACCCUGAAGCGACCUCAUCUGACGUACAAGGACAAUGUAGAUUAUCUGAUAGAGGUCAGAAACACACAGGUCAAGGACAUACCAUCUGACUGGGUCAAAGUCAACAACACGAAGAUGAUAAGCAGAUUUCAUACACCGAAUAUCAUUCAGUUGCUGGAGAAGCUCCAAUAUCAAAAGGACCUAUUGUUGCGCGAUGCAAACACAGAGUACGAGCACUUUCUUUCUCGCAUAGUAGAGGAAUACGGUCCUUUGAGAAAUUUCAUCAACUAUAUUGGAACGUAUGAUUCACUACUGGCUUUAGCAGCAACGUCGUGCAAUAGUAAUUACGUGCGUCCAAAGAUUAGUUCUAGGAAACAGUUUAUCAGGGCAACAAACGCACGUAACCCUGUGAUUGAAUCAUUGGAUGUGCAGUAUGUUCCAAAUAACAUCAACAUGUCUGAGGAAAAUGGCAAAGUGCUCAUUUUAACGGGCCCAAACAUGGGAGGUAAAUCCUCCUACGUUAGACAGGUGGCCUUGCUAGUAAUCCUCGCGCAGAUCGGGUCAUUUGUACCUGCUGACUCUCUUGAACUUGGUCUGUUCGAUAAUGUCUUCACUAGAAUUGGUGCUUUCGACAAUAUAUUGCGAGGCGAGUCCACUUUUAAGGUUGAAAUGUUAGAGAUAUUAAGCAUUCUACAAAAUUGUACCAACAAAUCUUUGCUUCUACUAGACGAGGUUGGCAGAGGAACUGGAACCGAGGAUGGAAAGGCGAUUGCCUCCACAUUAUUAGAGUAUUUUCUAACGGAGAAGGAAUGCCCACUUAUUCUCUUCACCACACACUACACUAUGCUAGGUAUGAUAGAAUCUCCAAUUUUGAGAAAUUACUUCAUGGAUUACGUCGAAGAAAGACGUGAAGGCGAGAACUGGCCAAGUGUUGUACUACUUUACAAAUUAAAACCUGGCAUGACCUCUAAUUCGUACGGUCUAAAUGUUGCGAGGUUGGCCCACAUUGAUAAAGCCAUCAUUAAUCGAGCCUACGAUAUAUCCGAAGAUACGAGAAUGGAAUUUGAACUGAGUCGCGACACCUCAUUGGCGUCGCAAAUGAAAAGUAUCAUGAGCUCAAGCACCAAUUCACCUAAACAGAUGCUGCUUGGAUUGCUUGAACUGCAGGAGGACGAUGAAAAAGUUAGUCAUGAGUGA
Messenger RNA from Torulaspora delbrueckii, 2988 nucleotides. It is a transcript of the gene MSH3, whose product is annotated as mismatch repair protein MSH3. Bases 1 to 2988 code for a protein of 995 amino acids. The record is from RefSeq and is a predicted model, not a curated record. Gene Ontology annotation, biological process: mismatch repair. Gene Ontology annotation, molecular function: ATP-dependent DNA damage sensor activity; mismatched DNA binding; ATP binding. The transcript has a single exon. NCBI's taxonomy places the organism in Eukaryota, Fungi, Ascomycota, Saccharomycetes, Saccharomycetales, Saccharomycetaceae. Gene Ontology annotation, cellular component: MutSalpha complex; nucleus.